Molecule: messenger RNA, 1353 nt
Organism: Medicago truncatula (barrel medic)
Lineage: Eukaryota; Viridiplantae; Streptophyta; Magnoliopsida; Fabales; Fabaceae
Product: disease resistance protein RPM1
Exons: 1
Coding region: 1-1353 (450 amino acids)
Biological process (GO): defense response to other organism
Source: RefSeq, a predicted model, not a curated record
AUGUAUCCAGAAGAUUAUGAAGUUAAAUCAAAGAGAGUGAUUCUACAGUGGAUAGCUGAAGGGUUUGUGAAGGAGGAAAGUGGAAAGACUUUGGAAGAAGUUGCUGAAGUAUAUUUAACUGAGUUGAUUCGUCGUAGUUUGGUGCAAGUAUCCUCAAUUAGAAUUGAUGGAAAAACUAAAAGUUGUUUUGUUCACGAUUUGAUACGUAUGAUGAUCCAUGAAAAGUGUGAGGAAUUAAGUUUUUGCAAGCAUUUCAAUGAAGAUGGUCAUUCAUCUUUAAGUGGAACUCUUAGACGCCUAUCAGUAACAACCAAUUCCAGUGAUUUCAUAGCACGUAUUGAAAACUCACAUAUUCGGUCACUACAACUUUUCACAAAUAAAAAUUUAGAUGAAUCCAUGGUGAAUAGAAUCUUGAAAAAGCACAGGACACUGAAGGUGCUUGAUUUUCAAGAUGACUCAUUGAUUAUUGAUUUUAAACAUUUUAGAAGUCUGGUCCACUUGAAAUAUUUAAGCUUCAAGAUUAGAUCCGAACAACACCAAAAUGUACUUCCCAAAUGGAUUGGUCUUCUCCUAAAUCUGGAGACCUUGGAUCUAAGGGCUUCUUAUUAUUGUAGCGUUAUACCAAAGGACAUUAGCAAACUUAGAAAGCUACGCCAUCUUAUGGGCUACAAGAUGUGUUUGUCUAAAUGGAAGGAUGUUAUAGGAUGCAUGGAAUCUCUACAAACAUUGAGUGCAGUGAAAAUUGGUAAGGGUGGAAUAGAGUUAAUUAAAGAGUUGAGAAAGCUAAGGCAGUUAAGGAAGUUGAACUUGUUUUAUGCGAGGGCAGAACAUUUUAGCGCUUUAUCUUCCUCAUUGAAUGAGAUGCGACACUUGAAAAAAUUAAGCAUUGUAUCAGGAUGGGGACAAGAUUUUGUUUAUGAUGUCAUUGAUUUACAUUUGGUUUCGCCUCCACCUAUGCUUCGAAAGCUUAAACUAUGUGGCAAGUUGAAGAAGUUUCCAGAGUGGGUUCCUCAACUUAAAAAUCUUGUUAAGUUUGAUUUAGCAAAUUCCUUCUUAAAUGAUGAUCCAAUUAAGUAUCUAGAAAACAUGCUAAACAUGUUGUCCCUCUCAAUCAUCUACAAUGCUUAUGAAGGCGAAAGCUUACAUUUUCAUGACGGAGGUUGUCAAAAUCUAAAGGAACUGUACAUUGGAGGCUUGCUCAACGUGAAUUCAAUUGUUAUCGAUAAAGGAGCAUUGCAUUCUCUAAAAUUGUUUGAGUUAUUCCAUAUCCCCAACCUCAAGACGGUUCCUUCUGGGAUCCAACACCUAGAGAAGCUUGAAGUUCUACAUGUUCCGUAUGAACUCCUUGCAUAA